AUGAACCGCACUGCUGCCUCUAUAUCCGAGUUCACACAGGGCACAAACCGCACCGCUGCCACUAUAUCCGAGUUCACACAGGGCACAAAUCGCACCGCUGCCUCUAUAUCCGAGUUCACACAGGGCACAAACCGCACCGCUGCCACUACAUCCGAGUUCACACAGGGCACAAACCGCACCGCUGCCACUAUAUCCGAGUUCACACAGGGCACAAACCGCACCGCUGCCACUAUAUCCGAGUUCACACAGGGCACAAACCGCACCGCUGCCACUAUAUCCGAGUUCACACAGGGCACAAACCGCACCGCUGCCUCUAUAUCCGAGUUCACAUGGCAUGAACCGCACUGCUGCCUCUAUAUCCGAGUUCACACAGGGCACAAACCGCACCGCUGCCACUAUAUCCGAGUUCACACAGGGCACAAACCGCACCGCUGCCACUAUAUCCAAGUUCACACAGGGCACAAACCGCACAGCUGCCACUAUAUCCGAGUUGACACAGGGCACAAACCGCACCGCUGCCACUAUAUCCGAGUUCACACAGGGCACAAACCGCACCGCUGCCUCUAUAUCCGAGUUCACACAGGGCACAAACCGCACCGCUGCCACUACAUCCGAGUUCACACAGGGCACAAACCGCACCGCUGCCACUAUAUCCGAGUUCACACAGGGCGCUCCGCUGCCACUAUAUGA
This is a messenger RNA of Hyla sarda, 690 nucleotides long. Its product is annotated as zinc finger protein 252-like. The record is from RefSeq and is a predicted model, not a curated record. NCBI's taxonomy places the organism in Eukaryota, Metazoa, Chordata, Amphibia, Anura, Hylidae. Bases 1 to 690 code for a protein of 229 amino acids. The transcript has a single exon.